AUGGUCUCCACAGAGAAUCCCAAAGAAAAGGAAACUACCCCAAAAGAGCCGUCGAAGGAGAAGAGCAAGCAGCGCACCAUCAAGAAGGAGCUGGCCUUGUCAGCCGAUCGACAUCGAGCGGACUUCUCGGAAAACGGCGGCCGACAGGAGAUGAUGUUGGUGAAUACGGGGGAGAAGAAAGUGGCUGUCAAGAUCCGCAGCUCGAACAACAAGAUGUACCGCGUCGAUCCCGUCUACAUGUUCGUCGACCAAGGGCAGGCCCAGCUACUCGUCAUCAACCGGAUGCCCGGCGGCCCAGCAAAGGACGACAAACUGGUGGUCGAAUACGUGCACGUCGACGCGCAGACAACGGCAAAGGAGUGUUUCCCGAAAGGCUUCAAGGUUGAGGGCCAGUUCAAGAUUGUGCUCCAUACCUAUAGCCGUGACGAAGAGGCGGCCAUGAGGGUAACGACUCCUGGAGCCACCGGCAAGGACCAGAGCGGAAAAGAAGAAAGCGGCAAAACCCCCGGGACGAAGCUUGUCAUGUCGCGGGAGAUCUGC
Messenger RNA from Mesorhabditis spiculigera, 540 nucleotides. Lineage: Eukaryota; Metazoa; Nematoda; Chromadorea; Rhabditida; Rhabditidae. The record is from the annotation of a GenBank genome assembly.